This is a messenger RNA of Striga hermonthica, 1830 nucleotides long. Lineage: Eukaryota; Viridiplantae; Streptophyta; Magnoliopsida; Lamiales; Orobanchaceae. The record is from the annotation of a GenBank genome assembly.
AUGGAGAACCUCAUUGCAUUGGUUAAUAGGCUGCAGAGGGCGUGCACCGCGCUCGGCGAUCACGGUGAGGAGAGCGCGCUGCCCACUCUCUGGGACGCCCUACCUUCGAUUGCGGUCGUCGGUGGUCAGAGUUCGGGAAAAUCCUCUGUACUGGAGAGCAUUGUUGGAAAAGAUUUCUUGCCUCGAGGAUCUGGUAUUGUUACUAGAAGACCACUUGUCUUGCAGCUGCAUCGGAUUGACGAAGGUAGAGAAUAUGCAGAGUUUGGGCAUCUUCCUAGAAAGAGAUUCACAGAUUUUGCUGCUGUCAGAAAGGAGAUUUCUGAUGAGACUGAUCGAGAGACAGGACGCAGCAAACAAAUAUCUACUGUUCCUAUAUAUCUUAGCAUUUAUUCUCCUAAUGUUGUGAAUUUGACUUUGAUCGAUCUUCCUGGGCUUACAAAAGUGGCUGUUGAGGGUCAGUCAGAAAGCAUAGUGAUGGACAUUGAGAACAUGGUGCGCUCCUAUAUUGAGAAGCCCAACUGUAUUAUUUUGGCAGUAUCUCCUGCCAACCAAGAUCUUGCAACUUCUGAUGCAAUUAAGAUCUCGCGUGAAGUAGACCCAAAAGGAGAGAGAACAUUUGGGGUGUUAACCAAGAUUGAUCUGAUGGAUAAGGGUACCGAUGCUGUAGAUAUGCUGGAAGGAAGAGCAUAUAAGCUGCAAUUCCCAUGGAUAGGUGUUGUUAAUCGCUCACAAGCUGACAUCAAUAAAAAUGUAGACAUGAUUGCUGCUAGAAGAAGAGAGCGGGAGUAUUUUGCUCAAACCCCGGAGUACAAGCAUCUUGCUCACAGGAUGGGUUCCGAGCAUCUAGGGAAAGUUCUAUCCAAACAUUUGGAAGCUGUCAUCAAAUCUCGAAUUCCAGGCCUUCAGUCACUCAUCAACAAGACUAUUCUUGAGCUAGAAACUGAACUGAGUCGCCUUGGAAAGCCGAUUGCAACUGAUGCCGGGGGAAAGUUGUACAUGAUUAUGGAGAUCUGCCGCAUAUUUGAUGGAAUAUUCAAAGAGCAUCUCGAUGGAGUUCGACCUGGCGGUGAUAAGAUAUACAAUGUUUUCGAUAACCAAUUACCAGCUGCGUUGAAACGCUUACAGUUUGACAAGCAUCUGGCAAUGGAAAAUGUUCGGAAAUUAAUAACUGAAGCUGAUGGAUAUCAGCCUCAUCUUAUAGCACCCGAGCAGGGUUAUCGUCGUCUCAUCGAAACUGCCUUGAUUACCAUCAAAGGUCCUGCUGAGGCAGCUGUUGAUGCGGUUCAUGCAAUACUUAAGGAACUAGUUCAUAAGUCAAUUAAUGAGACCGUGGAGCUGAAGCAGUAUCCUUCUUUAAGAGUGGAGGUGGGGAAUGCGGCAGUCGAGUCACUAGAGAGGAUGAAGGAAGAAAGCAGGAAGGCCACUCUACAGCUAGUAGAAAUGGAGAACAGCUACUUGACUGUUGACUUCUUCCGGAAGCUUCCUCAGGAUGUCGAGAAGGGUGGCAAUCCAACCCAUUCGAUUUUUGACAGAUAUAACGACUCUUAUCUCCGGAGAAUCGGAUCAACUGUCUUGUCUUAUGUUAAUAUGGUUUGUGCGGGCCUGAGGAACUCCAUUCCAAAGUCCGUCGUUUAUUGUCAAGUCCGUGAGGCAAAACGCAGCUUACUCGAUCAUUUCUUCACGGAAUUAGGCAAAAAAGAGGGGAGACAGUUGGGUAAACUAUUAGACGAGGAUCCAGCAAUUAUGCAGCGGCGUCUCUCUCUUGCAAAGAGGCUCGAGUUGUACAGAUCAGCUCAAGCAGAGAUUGAUACCGUAGCUUGGUCUAAAUAG